GCUUGCCCAAAAUGUCCUAAAAUCAGCCAUAGAAGCAGUCAGCUCAGAAGCUUCAGCUGCAGUUCCAAAGUUCAAGUAUUUAGUCAAGGCUAAGAAUUUACCUCACGGCCAAGUCAAAGAAAUGAAGAAUUUUUUCACCAACUUGGGCUUCUCCAAGUUUUCUAAAGCUCCAAAUCAAACUUAUGCUUUCCUUUCCUUUCCUACUGAGGAAGAAGCUCUGGCAGCUCAAAAAGUUGUGGAAGGGAUGAUGUAUCGAAAUAAGCACAAAAUCGAAACGUCAAUAUCAAAGGAGAAGGAGAGAGUCAUGCAGCCAAGGCCAGCCAAGGAUGUUAAUGAUACUAGGACCCCCACCGAAAAGCUGCUAGAUCAAGUCACUCCUUUGCAUAAACUCUCUUACGAAGAGCAGUUGAAGAAGAAACACGAUGUGAAUGUCGGUUACAUGAGCAGCAUCAAGCGCAAGCUCAAGAACUUGAAGGGUUUAUCACGAGAAGGAAGAGAUGAGAUCUCCUGGGUGUAUGAAAAGACUCCUCAACAACUUCCAUGUGAGCUAAUGGAACCCAUUGCUUCUCCCGAAGUCAAUGGAUACCGAACAAAAUGCGAAUUUUCCAUCGGUACCAAUUUGAACGACGAAAGAUCUGUUGGCUUUUUGCUAGGAAUGUACAAGGACGGACAGACACGCGUUCAAUCACCCGCUGAACUGUCCAAUAUUCCAGAUAUUGCUAAAAAGAUUGCGAAUGGCAUGGAGCAAUACAUUCGUCAGUCUGAAUAUCCUCCUUACGACAGAGUCAGUCAUGAAGGCGUUUGGCGUAGUUUACUCGUUAGAAGCCCAAAAACAGGAGAAGUUAUGGUUAUGGUACAGCUACAAGAAAAAGACAUGACUCCAGAGCAAUUGGAGUCAGAAAAGAAAAAGAUUGUAGAAUAUUGGGCAGAGUUCGAGAAAUCAGAGAACAUCCCUAUCAAGACAUUGCUUAUUCAGACAUGGAGUGGAAGCUUCAACGGCAUUGUCAAUGACGACAAGGCUACCACGGACAUCAUGACUGGCGACGGCUUUGUGCACGAAGAGAUUCUCGGGUGCCGUUUCCGAAUUUCGUACAACUCGUUCUUCCAGAUCAACACGCCAGCCACCGAACUCCUUUACAAGACCUGUGCUGACUGGUGCAACAUCGACGAAAGCAAAAAAUCUGUUUUAUUGGAUUUGUGUUGCGGAACUGGUACCAUUGGUAUCACCAUGGCAAAAUCCGUGAACAAAGUCAUUGGUGUUGAUAUUGUCCCCGAGGCCAUUGUUGAUGCCAGAGCGAAUGCUGAAAGAAACGGUAUCACGAAUGUAGAAUAUUAUGCUAGUAAAGUCGAAGACAAGUUAGAUGUCUUCAACGCUAAAGACGACGAAGAAUUGGUUGCUAUUCUUGAUCCACCAAGAGCUGGUGUUCACAAAAGUGUUAUUUCGGCGGUGCGAAAAUCUAAAUUGAAGCGCCUGAUCUAUGUGAGCUGCGACGCCAAACUUGCUCAGGAUAAUUUCCUGGCACUUUGCCGACCCUCUUCUAACGCAUAUCCCGGCAACCCUUUCAAGCCAAGCAGAGCCGUAAGCGUGGACCUUUUCCCUCAUACAGACUCGUGUGAAUUGAUUAUCGAAUUUUCACGAGAAUAGAAUGAAUAAAUAUGAGAAUGUAGAAGACUAUUUUUUGCCUUUGCGGGGUAAAUGAUCGCCGGGGUGGCGUAGGUCCGACCCCAUAUGCGUUACUACAUUCCAGCUGGCGGGCUCACCCCGCAAAACCGAGAAAAUCAAAACGCGCAACCACAGUUGAUUGGAACACGGAUA
Umbelopsis ramanniana AG is the source of this 1816-nucleotide messenger RNA. RefSeq lists its product as uncharacterized. Lineage: Eukaryota; Fungi; Mucoromycota; Umbelopsidomycetes; Umbelopsidales; Umbelopsidaceae. The transcript is spliced from 9 exons. Gene Ontology annotation, molecular function: RNA methyltransferase activity. Bases 122 to 1645 code for a protein of 507 amino acids. The record is from RefSeq and is a predicted model, not a curated record. Gene Ontology annotation, biological process: RNA processing.